GGUCGGGUGGGCGGGCGCAUGCGUGCUUCCGUAUUUUCUUCGCCAUCACUGCAACAUUGUUGUUUUUGUUUUUAAACUUGGAGCACGAUGUUACCGCGCAUUUUGUACAAUUUGUGUUGCGACAUAUUAUUCCAUUUACCCUUUGUUAUUUUGUAAGAAUUGAUGACAGCAAGUGACUAAUGAAAAUGUUUCAAGUUAGAAUAGUCACAGUUGAUCAUUACAUGAGUUCACCCAUUUCUGAACUUGAUGUGACGUAUUCUGACUUCCGCAAGUCAUCUAUCAAACAUGUCCCCGUUAUCAGAAUAUUUGGCACAACUCCUUCAGGCAUAAAAACAUGUGUGCAUAUUCACGGCGUGUUCCCUUACAUAUGUAUACCAUAUGAUGGUGCUGAACCCCAUCUAAAGCUUUCAUAUAAAUUGGCUGCAAGUCUUGACAAAGCAAUCAACAUAGCUUCGGGUUUCUCUACAUCCAAUACACAGCAUGUGUAUAAAGUUGUCCUUGUAUCUGGCAUACCAUUUUAUGGGUAUCAUCAUAAACGACACCAGUUUCUUAAAGUUUAUUUUUACAAACCUUCUGUAAUCAAACAGGCUGUAAACUUGCUGCAGAAUGGUGCCAUUCUGAAUAAGGUUUUUCAGCCACAUGAAGCUCAUAUUCCAUUUAUUCUUCAAUUUUUUAUUGAUUUUAAUCUUUAUGGAAUGAGCUUUAUUGAUUUUCAACACGUGAAAUACAGGAGAACCAACUUCCAAGAACUUCUCUCCAAGAUACCUGCAGAGCACAUCCUUCCGGACUCUAUUCGGGCUGUGAGCUCAUCACAAUUUGAGGUGGAUGCAGCUGCCUGCUUCAUUUCAAAUCGACCUUCGUCGCAAGGCAAUGCUCAAAUUUGUAACCCAGGCAUUGCUGCGAUCUGGGAAGAUGAAAAUAGGAGGAGAUCAAUGAAAGAAGGAACCCCAGUUGAUGUGCCACAUUUACACUCUCAAAGGCCUCCUCAAAACUCAACAUCCAGUGAGCUCUUUUAUCUUGAUAAAAUUCAACGAAUUUUGAAUAAUCCGUCUCAGUCAAGUGAUGACAGUUCUCUGUCUGGAGAACUAUCUACUUUGGUGAACAAAUCUUAUGCAAUUGAGGAGCCACCCAAUACAUCAGCUCUAGAUGCUUCCUUUGUAAGUUUGCAUGUGUCAGAACCAUGUCUAGAUGUCCAAGAUCCUUCUGAGGUUGAAAAUGCUGCAUUGUUAGAAGAUACAAUUGUUGAUGAAGACAUUGCUGCAAUGAAUAGUUCCAUUAGUCAGCACCUUACUCAGCCACUGGACAACAGUCUAGCAUUGGAUUUAGAGGAUCUUGAGCUUUUGGAUGUGCUUGAAACACUUGCUGACACAAGAUCGGCCAACGUCGAUGAUGACAGUGUACUUGGCUCUCAAACCUCCAAAACUAUAUGUCGGCCUAGUCAAUCUGCUGGUAAUGAUGAGGAGGAAAACAGUGAUGGUGAAGAUGAACGUUGGGAAGAUAAAACAUUGGUAGCGGAGGAGGAUGAUCAUAUGAAGCUAUUUGAUCUAACAAUGCCUGAUGUUGAUGAAAAUUUAAUUUUAAAUGAGCUUAUUCAAAAUGAACCACAACCAGGUCCAUCUACACUUAACCGAGAUACCUUACAAAUACCUCAAUCAGAUGGAAACUGUGACGUUUUAACCAAAGGGACUCGUAAAUCAAGGAAAAAUUUUCAAAUUCCCCAAGUGGAUGGUGUAAAUGAUCUUCCAUCAAAAUCAGGUCGUAAAAGUCUUGGUAUUAGGGUGAGGGGUGGCACGAGCAGACAGCAGACAGCCCCUAACAGUGUCCUAACUGAUGGAAGGUUUAUUCCCGGAACAAAUGAAUUAAUUUUCAAGAAAAAACAGACUUCAGAUUCUGCUGCUCUCCCAGUUGAUCCAUCACUUGGUGAAAUUCCUGUUAACUCCAGUUUGCCAGUUCAAUCUGAUCCUAAAGGCCCUUGCUCAAGUGCGGCACUUGAAAUGUACAACCAUGAUGACCCAUUGAGAGCUCAGUAUGAUGCAGCAGAACUGAAUGAAAACGGCAACAUCAAGUCUAGUAGCUAUUGUGAUAGUCCAAUUUUAGGAGAAACACAGAUAGCAGGACCUAGUUUUGUUUUGUCAACUAUUGAAAACACUGUUCCGGAACAAGAACCGCUUCUUUAUAUUCUACCAUCGUCUGAAGAAGAGGCUGUCAGACCAGGUUCAGCUCUUACAGUGGAUUACCAGAACUAUAUACAACCACCAGUCGCAUGUUGUACUUCCACUGUUGGCUGCAGUGAAGAUACUGAAGAACCAGAGCAUUGCACCGAUACAUUUAUUGAUUUGCUUGCAAAUAAGAGGAAGGAGCCAAUAUUGCGAGGAGAUCCCUCUUUGUAUCCUCAAGCUCCCCUUGAUAAGGAGGAGUCCUUAACUGAACUAAUAUCAUCAGUAGUCUCUGAUGAAAAUAAUUUAGGCACUGUCAAAUUCUCUGAUAAAAACCAGGAUGGUUUUCAGGAACCCACUAGUACGUCAGUCAGAAGAUCUGUAAGGCUAUCAAUAGAUCGCAAAAAAACAACUCGUGCAUCUAUUGUUGAAACUAAAGCACCGGACUCAUGGGAUCCCACAAGAAUUCUUGGCUCUGACAAUGCAGAUGAACUUGUGGGCCCUGAUGGAAAUAUGACACCCAGAACAAUCAGUGAUAUUUCUGUUAGCAGUAUGGAGCCAUUGUUAACUACAACAAUGUUCAAUGACAUUCGAGACACUCUUGAUUGGGGAUCUUCCAAUACUGAUGCUAGCUGCUCAGACAAUGAAUUGAAUCGCUUGAAAGACGCAUUGGAUAAUGAUGAAAUGGGAGAGAUCCUAUCAGCUGGUUCUGAACAUUAUUUGCCAGAACCAUCAACAUCUAGGCGAGAGGAGCUCAUAAGGGUCAUAAGUGAAUCAUCUCAGUCAAGCAAUCAAAGAGCUUUGGAAGAUCCUGUAACAGAUGAACUUUUGCAUAGAGGAGAGUUGCCAAGAAAAGGCCCACCAAAAUUAGGCAAGAAUAUGCAGCUUGCUCAAUUUUACUGCGGUAGACCAAUUUCACUAAAGAAGCACCAGUUAAUGUCAUCAAGGAAACGUCACUCUACUAGUAAUAGCAAGAAGGAAUUAAAACGAGUUCAACGGGAGAAAAGGCGACUUAAAUUGUCUGUAUCAGCUCAGCGGAAGAUAAGAACUUGUGCUUCUAAUGAAGAAGCUACUGCAGCAGAACUUUAUUUAAAACCAUGUUCGGUCAGAGUAGUAAAGUUGACCAAGAAAAAUAUCUAUAAUAUCUGCAAAAAGUUUAAUGUAGUCCUAGAAGACAAAUCUGCAUUGGGUAUUAAGAGCCACAAGAAACUGUCAACUGGGAAUUUAUCAACUGUUAAGUCUUCCUGUUCAAAGAAUUCCCCUGCCUCGUCAUCUUCAAGGGCUCAUGCUAAAUCCUCAGUUCCCAGCUGUGGAAGGACAGAUAAGUCUUCCAAUUCACAGAAUACCUCAGAUUUGUCAUUUUCAAGGGCUUGUACCAAAUCCUCAGUACUCAGCUGUGGAAGGACUCGCAGAUCUUUCAGUACAUCAGAGCUGAGGAAUAUAUCAUUCAAAGCAGAGGGCUCAGACCUCAACUUGUCACAUGAAAGUAUGCUGAGUAAAAGUGAACUCAACUCUUGUGGAAUUGAAGAGGAAAAGACUUCUGGGGACCAGGCUGGGGACCAAAAAUCUAUUGAGACCUCUUCGGUCACAGAACAAAGUACUUCCCAUGUCAAGUCUCUACGAAAUAGAACUAGAACAACUACUGAUUUAUCCAACUCUACGUAUUUAGAUAAUAAUCAAGUUGACCAAAUACCAGAAGAAAUAGAUGACAAGAUUCCUCUAUGCCAGAAAAGAAUGCCAAGAGCAUUUGCUCAGAGUAAUUCAGUACCUAUAAAGAAAUUGGAAGUGGAAAAAGUCAUUGAAAAUUCAGCACCUCAAGAUGUUAAGUUUGAGGAGGAAAAGUCUCCAUCACCACUUUCUAUAAAAUCCCGCAAGGCGACCCCUCAGAAGUAUGUCGCUAGGCCUGGCUCGAAACCAACAUCAAUCAAGAUCUCUUGCAAAACUCUCCAGGAGUUUGACGAAGAGUGUGGGAAAACGGACGAAUCAGUUGUUGACCAGGAUGAUGUGCCUCUGUCUCAACGGUCAAAGAAACAACGAAUAUCAAAAUCACUUAAAAUGAUGAAUUUAAAUUUGUCCACUGACUCUAGUCUUGACCAAUCCCCUCCCAAAACUGAGGACUUGUCAUGUCUAUCUGCGACUCAUGUCAUAAACACUAGUACAGGCCAGAGGAAUGUUGAGGUUUUGAUGGAUGAAAAGACAUCCUCAAAAGGGUCUGAUGCCAUGGUGAAUAGCUCAAAAGAAGAGAAGGCUGGUUGCAAGGAGAGUAAAUUAUUGUAUCAGCAGGCAAGUACUGACAGAAAGACAUCUGCAUCAAAGAACUGUGAUGAGUCCAUCAAAAACCAAAUCAGGGAACCUGUAAAAAGUCUUAAAUCUAUGCCUGAAGAUAGUCCAACUGGUUUGAAAAGAAAUACUGUUUGUAAAUCUUCUUUCAAUAUAAAGUUGACAUCGCCAAAUAAUGGAAAUCAGGAUACUAAGACAAAACCUAUGGUCUCAAUAUUGAAAAAUAGCCAAAAUAGACCGAUGGGCAAGGACUCCCUGAUAGGUCCUUCCAUUGGUGGAAUAAUUUCAAAUCAAAGUUCAUCCUCUAAAGCAGGACCACUGAGUUCUAGAAGAGCUAGUAAUUCAAGGGGCAAGGAAGAGACAAGCUCAUCAACAAACUUUGAACCAUUAAGCUCCAGAAAAGCAAGUACUAAUUCAAGUGCAAAGGGGAAACCAGCGCCAUUAAGCUCCAGGAGAGAGAGCAAUUCAAGUGCAAAGGGAAAGCAAAGCUCAUCCACUAAACUGGUUCCAUUAAGCUCCAGAAGAGCUAGUGAAUUAAGUGCCACGAGUUUGCCAUCUGCUAAACCAAUACCAACGCCAAUUUCGGCUAUUAUUCCAGAAGCACAAUGCUCAACCCGUCUCACAAAUUUCAAGAUACCAAAAAAGACUGGUAAAAACUUAAAAGAAGGAUUGUCACAUACAGAGGAAGACUUAAAUGAGUCAACAAAUGACAGUUUACUUAUAAGCCUGGACACAAGUAGUAUUGAUCUUGAAUUGAACAGCUCAUCUGAUGCUGUGGAUGAAAAUGUUUUGAUUCCAGUCAAAACCAAAAAUUCUCCUUCUAAGAAUUAUAAAAGGCCUACCAAUCAAAUUGUGUGUGUUGAUGGAGCAUCUACUGAAAGCAGCUCAAAUUCAUCCUCAACUAGUCAAGAGACUUCUGAAACUGCCCACCAACCACUAAAACGUAAAAUUUUUGAGGAAGACUUCCAACAGAAGACUAAGGUUCAGAGGGAUGACAAUCAAGAUACUCCAAACGUUGAAAUACCAGGACCUUCUAGGCCGAUACCAAAGUCUGUCAUUCACUGGUUUGACAAGCGCUAUGGACCAUGGACUAUGUGGUCCCCUAAUAUUUCUCCAGAUCGGUGUAAUUUAGAUGGGUCCCCCCCUGUACCAAUUUCGCCGGAUAUUUGCCCUGAAUCAAACUUCAGUGGGUUUGCUCCUAUGAGACAUGGCUUCAUGGGCGAGAUGGAAGAAAAUAAUAUUACAACUGCAAAUGAGAUGCGUUUUGGACAAGACUUGUUGAAGCGCUUAAAAUCUAUUGAAUCGAAGGAUGUUGAGUGUGGGAGAAAUUUAAUAUUACAAACAGAAGACAACACUUCAAGAAAAAGUAGCCAGUCCUCCAUAGUGGACAUGUUUAGUGAAAGAUCAAUUGAUGUGCAUGAAGAAAACAAAACCCUUCAUGAUAUGUCUCCAAAUAUUAGUCAUUUUAGUAGUUUAAGUCUUUUAGAGUCUAAGAUUGAUUUGGAAAAAAAUAACUGUAUUGAGCAGCCCUUUUCACCUGAAAAGGGCAAAUCUGUCGCUUCUUCACAACCUAGUGUAUCAAAUCAGGAAGACAUCAUCUUGAGUUGUGAGUCAUCAGACAUUCCUUGUGGUCAAGACAAAGAGAAAGGAGGCUCCGGAGAAAGGGUUGCAGUAAAACUCCCUUCUGAUUUCAAAACACUGCAGAAACCUCCAUCUAGGAAAGCAGUCUUGCAGAGUUUACCUACCUUAAACUUACCUGAAGUUGUUAUUCCAGAACCUUACUUUAGCAACUAUCAUGAUGUCAAAGGGAAAGUUGAUGUCGGUAGUAAUGUGCUUGAGCUGACAAGCCACAAUUGCCUUCAUUUGGAAGAGUUUCACAGUAGCAUUGAUGGACUGCGUGGAUUAAGUUGCCAACAAAAACAACUGUUUGCACAGUGCUGGGGACUCAGCCAAGUGAAGGGCAACUUUAAUCAUAUGGUGUCAACCCAUUGCAACAAAAGAGUAACUGUCAUAUCGCCUGUGAAGAAACCACCAAAGGUUAAAGAUGUAGCCGUUUGGGCCAGGGCAAGAGAGAUGGCGUUGAAAGCAAAGAAGAAAGAAAUUGAGGAGAAAGAGACAAAUUUAGAGAUACAGAGCUCUGUUAAUCCAUCAUCACUUUCUGUUCCUGCUAAAUUGUCACAGGCUUUUAGGAAUAUUGAAGCGAGCACACCUGAGGGAAGCAUCAAAAAACACAAAGGAAGGAAAGUGCCCUCACCUCUUCUUACUCCUAUUUUGACCAGGUCACAGUCUAAGGCAAACAGAAAGUCUCAAAGGUGUUUAGAGACUACCUCAAAUAAUCCAACUCCACUCAUCUCUAUUGAUGAAAAAGAAGAGAGUGAAAUGGGUGUCUCGCCCUUGGAGAUGGAAGGCUCUAAUGUCUCUCAAAGUAAUAGUCCUAAUAGUUCAUCUAUUAAGCGCCUACUGCAGGAUUCACAGUUUUGCAAAGAUGCUGCAAGUCCAUUGUUUCGACAUGACCCAGACGCAUCAGCUUGCCAGAUAAAAGGUAUAGCGGCAUCUCCAGGGUUCAAAAUGGUUCUUGAAAAUUUGCAGACUGCCAAGACUAAGAAAGAGCAUCAAUACAUAACAAUAUUGACCAUGGAAGUUCACAUAUGUACCUGUGGCGCCUUGAAUCCAGAUCCUGAACGAGAUCCUAUUCGAGCAAUAUUUUAUUCUGUUUGUAAUGAUGUACCAGAAGAUGUUGAAACUCCUACUAGUGUGAAUGGAAUUAUUGUUGUUAAUUCCAGUAAUUCAACACCUCUCCUAAACCGAUGUGGAAUUAGCGGUGAAGUAGAGUAUGUAAAUGAUGAGAAAUCCUUACUUCAAAGCCUUGUGUCUUUAAUGCAUAAAUGGGACCCUGACAUUUUGGCAGGCUUUGAGAUUGAGAUGCUUUCAUGGGGCUAUGUUUUGCAACGCGCCAAUGUCUUAGGUGUGAAUAUUAUCCAAGAGUUCUCAAGAGUUCCUGACCAAAAGCAAGGAAAGGAACAAGAUUUGGAAGAUAAUAAUGGACUUGGUGGACUGAAAAUCAUAGGACGAAUUGUGUUGGAUGCAUGGAGGCUCUUUCGAUCAGAGGUUGCUCUGCAGAGCUAUACAUUUGAAAAUUUGAUGUACCAUAUUCUGCACAAGCGUGUAAGCCAUCAUUCGUUUGAAAACCUGUCCCGUUGGUGGGAACAUCCUUCUCACCUACAUCGGUGGAUAACUGUCCAGUAUUAUCAACAAAGGGUUUCUGGAAUUAUCAGGCUUCUUGAUCAACUUGAUUUGGUUGGAAGGACCAGUGAAUUAGCAAGACUGUUUGGCAUUCAAUUUUUUGAAGUGCUGUCCAGAGGCUCGCAGUUUAGAGUUGAGUCAAUGAUGCUCAGGUUGGCAAAGCCCUUGAAUUUCAUUCCUGUUUCACCUUCUGUCCAACAAAGGGCACAUAUGAGGGCACCAGAAUGUUUACCUCUAAUAAUGGAGCCCGAAUCAAGAUUUUACAAUGAUCCAAUGAUAGUACUGGACUUUCAAAGUUUGUACCCCUCUAUGAUAAUUGCAUAUAACUAUUGCUUCUCCACUUGCCUUGGAAGGGUGGAGCACCUAGGAAAAUCAGGUCAUUUUGAAUUUGGGUGUUCCGAACUACGAGUAAAAACCUCUCUCCUUCAACAAUUGAGGGAUGAGAUCUCUGUAUCACCAAGUGGUAUCGCUUUUGUCACAAAAAGAGUGCGACAAGGUGUACUACCACGCAUGUUGGAAGAAAUUUUAGAAGCUCGCCUUGCAGUCAAACAGUCAAUGAAACUUCAUAAGAAAGACCAUACUUUGCAACGGGUUCUCCAUGCCCGUCAACUUGGACUAAAACUCAUUGCUAAUGUGACCUAUGGUUAUACAUCAGCUAACUUCUCUGGACGUAUGCCAUGCAUUGAGGUUGGUGAUAGUGUAGUCAGCAAAGGGAGGGAAACCUUGGAGCGGGCGAUUACUCUGGUGCAGAAUAACAAAGAAUGGCGAGCCAGAGUUGUCUAUGGCGACACAGAUUCGUUAUUUGUGCUUAUUCCUGGCCGAAGCCGGGAAGAGGCUUUCAGAAUAGGCGCUGAAAUAGCUGCUGCUGUCACUGAAAGUAAUCCAUCUCCUGUCAAAUUGAAAUUAGAGAAAGUUUACCAACCUUGUAUUUUGCAAACCAAAAAACGGUAUGUUGGAUUCAUGUACGAAAGUCCAGACCAGGCCGAGCCGGUCUAUGAAGCCAAAGGAAUUGAAACUGUGCGAAGAGAUGGAUGUCCAGCCGUUGCUAAGAUGCUUGAAAAAUCUUUGAAGAUACUCUUCGAAACACGUGAUGUUAGUUCAGUUAAGGCUUAUGUGAGCCAUCAGUUUUCCAAAAUAUUAGCAGGGCGUGCCAAUAUUCAAGAUUUAAUAUUUGCUCGGGAAUACCGUGGGAAGGAAAAUUAUCGAGCAGGAGCUUGUGUUCCUGCUCUUGAACUAACUAAACGUUGGCUUCGUCACGACCGCAGAUCUGAACCGCGCAUGGGAGAGAGAGUCCCAUAUGUUGUGACGAAUGGACCUCCUGGUUCAGCUUUGAUCCAUCUUGUACGGCAUCCAAAAGAGUUACUUUCUGAUCCAAGUUUGCGGUACAAUGCUGUCUAUUAUGUAACCAGAGCUAUCAUUCCGCCUCUUGCUCGAUGUUUUUCAUUGUUGGGUGCUGAUGUUCUCUCGUGGUAUUCAGAUCUGCCCAGAAGAAGUAAACUAUCGCUGCCUAUUGUCAACCUAUCUCACAAAAAAACUAUCUCUCAAUAUUUCACAACUAUGGAGUGCGCCUGUUGUGGAGAUUUAACUCAUGGAGGAGUCUGUGUGAAGUGCCAAUCAAAACCACAACUACUUGUCACCUCUUUGAUGAGCAAGCUUCACAAUUUGGAAUUGACACAUGCAUCAAUUACAAAGAUUUGCCAAUCGUGCCUUGGUCGCUCUGCACCUUUAGAUUGCAGCUCCCUUGAUUGUCCUAUUACCUACCGUCGUCAUCAAUCUUCCCAGAAGUGUGAACAAUCGGCUUUUAUUUCUCAAUUAUUGAAUGACUUUAGGUGACUGGCAAAUGAUGACAAUACAAUGAAAGCCGCUUAAAGCGUUAAAGGAAAUUGAGAUCCUAUCUCCAUACGAUUAUUGCACCAGAGAUUCUCCUUUGCUGGAACCGUAACGUAAUGCCAGUGUAGAUGACUGUGCACAUUACGUUACGGGCCAGACAGAGAUUCUUCAGCGUAAUGACCAGGCCAUGAUUACAAUUUCCAACAGCGCUUUAAACGACUGUAUAACGACCUUCACUUAAUGUAGUUAUUUUUUUUCCCAUCUAUCUUACACAAUCAGAAUUCCAUGUGAUUUUUUGUUUUCCUAAACAUUUGAUGUGGUGUUUUAAUUUAACACUAGAUGUUAGUUUUUAAGAAUAUUUUGUUUUAUUCUGUGAUACUGUUUGUGUCAGUGCUAUGUCUUAAACUUUCGCUUGUUUUGGAAAAAGUGCAUGGUGACACAAGGUCACUACUACCUUUGAAAAAUCUGUUUUCUCCAUCAUUGACUCUGUAGAGUAGCAAAGUUGCUACCUUGUUAUUUUAAAUUAGAUUUUAACCAAGUUUGAACAACUUUUUUUUUCUUUUUCCAAAUCUAAUUGGCUUAAGGUCCUUGUUUAGUGUUUUCUUGUGCUGUAUUUCCUUGUUUGCCCUAUGUUAUUUGCAAUUUCGUUUACAAGCAAACUGUUUUCUAGUGACCCCCAAUACCAACAGUAAUAUUAGAUGCUCUCCCAUUUGUAAUAAUUCAGAUAUUUCUAUUUUUAGAUAUGUGAAUAACUAAUUUUGCUGACAAUUUUGUAGAUGAUCAUUAUUUUAUUACUUCAGUAGUUUAGGACUAUUUGGACCAAAUAGUAAGAUGCUUAACAAGAAAUGAUUUACUUCUAUCAAAGAAAUAUUGAUCUCUUUGAAACCUAUAGUAUUGGUUGUUAUUGUACUUCAACACUAUCACUAUUGAAUUAAAUAUGUAUCCCUGUUUUGUCACAUAAGAUAAUUAUGUUUCUUUUAGAAGCACCCUUUAAUGUAGAAUCUAUUUUUGUAAAACAAUGUUUCUAUUGUUAAUUUUAGGAAAAAUUACUAUAGGUAAUUAUUGUUUAUUAUUAUGUUCGUGUGAUACUCCAUCAUCAAAGAAAUCCUUCUGUUUUGUUUUUUAUUUAAAUGAAAAUAUAGCAUCAUGAUAUUUUUCCUGCA
This is a messenger RNA of Thrips palmi, 10672 nucleotides long. RefSeq lists its product as uncharacterized. Bases 180 to 9512 code for a protein of 3110 amino acids. Gene Ontology annotation, molecular function: DNA binding; DNA-directed DNA polymerase activity; nucleotide binding. Gene Ontology annotation, biological process: double-strand break repair via homologous recombination; error-prone translesion synthesis. NCBI's taxonomy places the organism in Eukaryota, Metazoa, Arthropoda, Insecta, Thysanoptera, Thripidae. The record is from RefSeq and is a predicted model, not a curated record. The transcript is spliced from 32 exons. Gene Ontology annotation, cellular component: nucleus; zeta DNA polymerase complex.